Drosophila novamexicana is the source of this 736-nucleotide messenger RNA. RefSeq lists its product as uncharacterized. Bases 200 to 625 code for a protein of 141 amino acids. Lineage: Eukaryota; Metazoa; Arthropoda; Insecta; Diptera; Drosophilidae. The transcript is spliced from 3 exons. The record is from RefSeq and is a predicted model, not a curated record.
CAAUGUAUUCAGUGCAGGGGCGACAUUCGCAGCGGCAACGAAAGCGACAGCCAUAAACACACACCCGCACACACACAGAGAGAGGGAGAUACACACACACACACACACAGACACAGACACUCGCUUAGCAGUGCAUUUAGCAGGCGAAGUCCCGCCCUGCCGCAAGCCAGUUCAAGUCUAGCGCACAGUUCCGCCGGAAAUGGCCAAAUUAGUGACUUACAUCUUUAUCGCCAGCUCGCUGUUGCUCUGGUAUCUGCUGCUCUUUGGCGGCUCCAGAGCUGGCAGCAGCAGCAUCCUGCUGGGCGCCGAGGCAACCAAUGGCCAUGGCAGCCAGCUGGAGGGACGCGAUUUUCAUCAUCAUGGCGGCAGCCAUCACAUACGACGCAACAUCAAUCACUGCUGGCGGCGCUACGAUGGCUACAAUCUACAGAACACCAUCGUCAACAAGAAGGAGCAGCUGAAGAAACCGUAUGGCAUUCUGUGCAACUUCAAGUGCACUUGGUUCUUUACAAUAAGCUAUCCCACUUGCGAAUUCAUCUACGACUACAAGUUAUCCUGCGUCCUGUUCACUUCACUGCCCGAUUGCACCAACGUCAAGUGCACGCUCUUAAACUAUUUCAGCUAGAUGCUAGCGUAGAAUACCCUAGCUAUUGGCCAGCCCGCGGGGUAUAUUGGGCCCCGUCUCGGUUGGUCGGUGAGUUAAAUAUAUUGUUAGCUAUUGUACUCAAUUUCUAUU